This is a messenger RNA of Mycena indigotica, 1461 nucleotides long. Its product is annotated as Fungal peroxidase. The record is from RefSeq and is a predicted model, not a curated record. NCBI's taxonomy places the organism in Eukaryota, Fungi, Basidiomycota, Agaricomycetes, Agaricales, Mycenaceae. Gene Ontology annotation, molecular function: heme binding; peroxidase activity. Gene Ontology annotation, cellular component: cytosol. The transcript has 12 exons. The coding region runs from base 1 to 1461 and encodes 486 amino acids.
AUGAAGUUGACCCUCCUCUCUUCGAUUAUAUUGUUGCCCUUCACGCUUGCUCUCGCAAAGGGGGGCAACUCAAAACUUCUCAUCAAUCCUCCUGCUCAGCCAAGCCUCCCCUCCAUUAGUGAAGCUGAAUCAGCUGCAAAUGCGGUGGGGCUCAACCUAACCAACAUUCAAGGAGACAUCUUGAUUGGAAUGAAAAAGAAGAAGGAGUUGUUUUUCUUUUUCGGCAUCGUCGACGCGUUAGCGUUCAAGUCGAAUCUCAAAGCACAUAUCCUACCACUCGUCACGCCCAUACCGCCGCUGCUCCCCGGAGGAACCUCACCCACUACCGCUUUGAACAUUGCAUUCUCUCAAAACGGAUUCGAUGCUCUUAAUAUCACAGACAAUCUGGGUGACGCGCCGUUCGCUAAUGGUCAAUUCGUUGGGGCUAGUGGACUGGGGGAUCCAGGCACCGUCAAUUGGAUCCCCCCGUUCACAGGUAACAAGAUUCACGGUGUUAUCCUACUCGCCAGUGACACCAUCGACAACAUCAACAACACGCUCAUAGACCUCAAGUCGGGUCUCGGCCAGUCAAUCACGGAAAUUUACUCAUUACAAGGGGCGGCUCGACCACCCCCCGAAGAAGGUCAUGAGCAUUUCGGUUUCUUAGAUGGCAUCUCAAACCCUGCCGUUCAAGGCUUUCGAGACCCGUCUCCUGGUCAAGCUGUGGUUUCGCCUGGUGAAAUUCUUGUGGAAGAUAGUUCACGGCCUCCUUGGGCACAAGACGGCUCCUUCCUCGUCUUCCGCCAACUUGAGCAACUCGUUCCCGAAUUCAAUAAAUUUUUGGCCGACAAUCCGAUACGUGCUCCUGCUCUGACGACACAGCAGGGCUCUGAUCUGCUUGGGGCGCGCAUGGUUGGACGAUGGAAAAGCGGCGCUCCUACGUUCCUGUCCCCGUUAGUCGACGACCCAGUCCUCGGCAAUGACACGUCGCGAAACAAUGAUUUUACAUAUGCAGCACCAGGACAAAACCAGUCCGACCCUACCGAUCAGUCGCAUACACCUUUCUCAGCCCACAUCAGGAAGACACGGCCUAGAGCCGACCUUGGAUUACCUGAAAAGCCCAAGCACCAUAUCGUUCGCGGAGGUAUUCCGUACGGCCCUGAACAGUCAGAGGACGAAAUCAGAUCUAACACCACUAAAACUGAGCGUGGACUUGCAUUCGUUUGCUAUCAAUCGAGUAUUGCUGCUGGUUUCCAGUUUCUCCAACAAACAUGGGCGAAUAAUGUCAACUUCUCCAAAACUGAUACAGGUUUCGACCCCAUCAUCGGUGCUAACCGGGGUGCUCCGCGAGUUGUGAAUGGACUGGACCCUACCCUUCCCAGUCGCAGGUUCACCAUCAUGACGGACUUCAUUGUGUCUCGCGGUGGGGAAUAUUUCUUUUCUCCGUCGCUUUCUGCCCUCGCAACAACAUUCUCGGCAUGA